Messenger RNA from Pimephales promelas (fathead minnow), 1250 nucleotides. Lineage: Eukaryota; Metazoa; Chordata; Actinopteri; Cypriniformes; Leuciscidae. The record is from RefSeq and is a predicted model, not a curated record.
UCAGCCGGCCACCCCCUUUUGCAGGGAAGGGAGCCGUUAGCAAAAGCCACGUUGCCCCCCAGCAGGUCCAUUUGGGUGGAUUUAUGAGAAAUUCCAGAGGAAGAGGCCUCUGGUUGUCAACAUUAUGGACUCUCUUAAAUUGUGGAUGGUCAGAAUGGGUAUGAGAAGGGGAAUCCUUUCUGCAGCCAUCCUUGAUGACGGAUUACUAAACUAAGCUUCUGGACUACAACGUUUCUGUUCAAGGUCUUCAAGAAUUUCGACAAGGAUAAGAAAACACGUCAAAUCUUACAAUAACAGGCAAUCGUACUGAAGAAGAAUCCCUGUGAAUAUAUCCUUGUGACUCAUUAGACACCAAAAACAAAAUGGCUUUGAUGCCUAUGAAAUUUGACUUGGCCAAACGGGUCAAGCUUGCCCAAGGACUGUGGCUCCUGUACUGGCUCUCUGUCAUGGCUGGAAUCCUCAUCUUCAGCAUGGGGAUAUUCUUCAAGAUCGAGCUGCGCAAGAGAAGCGAGAUUAUGGAUAACAAUGAGAGUCAUUUCGUGCCCAACCUGCUCAUUCUGGUGGGACUUGUGGCCUGUGGUGUCAAUGCUUUUGGGGGCAAAGUGUGCCAUGACUCCCUUGACACAGUCAAGUUCACCAAGUGGAAACCUCUAUUGAAGAUGUACAUGUGUGGAUGUGUGGUCUUCUGCAUCGCCCUCUUUGUCACGGCUCUGCUGUGUUUCUUGAUGCAGAUCUCUCUGCACUUCGCCCUGGCUGAAGGCCUGAAGAAUGGAAUGAAGUACUACAAAGACACAGACACGCCGGGACGAUGCUUCAUGAAGAGAACACUGGAUAUGACCCAAAUUGAGUUCCGUUGCUGCGGCAACAACAACUACAAGGAUUGGUUCGAGAUCCAGUGGAUUAGCAAUCGCUACCUGGACUUCAGCAAUGAGGAAGUUAAAGACCGUAUCCAGAGCAACGUGGAAGGCAAAUACUUGAUGGAAAGCGUUCCCUUCAGCUGCUGCAACCCUGGCUCCCCUCGCCCCUGCAUCCAGCAUCACCUGACCAACAACUCUGCUCACUACAGCUACGACCACCACACUGAGGACCUAAACAUCUGGACCAGAGGUUGCCGUGAAGCCCUGGUGUCCUACUAUGGAGGCAUGAUGAACAGCAUUGGUGCUUUUUGCUGCUGUUCAUUGUUUUGCAGAAUGGGUAUGAAAAGGGGAAUCCGUUCUGCAGCCAUCCUUGAUGACGGAUUACUAAACUAA